GCUUUAAAAAUGAUUGCAACCCUGAGAGGAGCAUUCCACAUCACAGCGUUCGGUUGGUACGCUUUUGUUGUCAAUUAUCUGGCAGCGAAGGAUGGAGAAGAAUUACCUAAAGGAAUUUUCGUCUAUGGGGGACCAUGGAAGUACCUUACUUUUUUAAACCUGCUGCUGCAAAUGACGUUCUUUGGACUGGCAGCAGUGAAUGAUCUCCAACCAGGCAAGAAGGCAAAAAGUGUUUUGAACAGAUGGAAAGAUCUCCUUUUCUCUGUCUUUGCAUUCCCUGUAGGGAUGUUUGUGGUUCUGCUUUUCUGGACAAUCUUUGCCUAUGACAGAGAAUUAGUCUACCCGGCAACCAUCGACGCCUUCUUCCCUCCUUGGAUAAACCACGCCAUGCAUACGUUUGUCCUUCCUGUUUUACUUGGAGAAGUGUUGGUGCAGCCUCACACGUACCCACAGAUGAAACAUGCGCUGGCAGCAUUGUUAGUUGUGGGCUUGGCUUAUUUAUCCUGGAUUGUGUGGGUGUAUCUGACAGUGGGGGUUUGGGUGUAUCCCCUCCUCGGACACUUCAGUGCUGCUGGUCUGCUGGGCUUCUUCUUCUUCAACAUGACUGUGGUGACUCUGCUCUAUGUGCUCGGGGACCGACUCAACAGCCACGUUUGGAGUGAGACACGUUUAUCACCACUGUUCAGUCUCUAUUGUGUCACGUUCUCUUUUAUAUUUAUCCCUUUUGUUUUCUUCAUUCCAGAACAGGACAAAGCAGAGUGAUAAAGAGUUUCUGGGACUGCUCUAACCUUUUGCAUAAAGCUACCAGCUUAAAACAAUGAGAUGUCAAAUGUUGCAUGACAAGCAUCCAAACACCACAAUAAAUCAGCUUCCUCACACUACAGUCCAGCUGUGUGUUCUGUUUUAUCAAAAGCUACCCAUUGAAAACCAGCAAACAGGCAGGAAGAGCUGAGGGUGGAUCCGGUUUAACCGUCUUUAACCUGAAUGAAACGUGUGUCGUUAUUAGUCCAAAGCUUCUAGAAGAACAGGUCCGAUCUGCAGCGCUGAACAGCACCAACAUAAGCCUUUCACUAAUCUCCAGAUACUCCCAGGAAAAUCUUUGGUUUGGGGUCCACUUGUAUCCCUUGUCUUGACCCCCGAUAUGACUUGAUCAACCUCCUCUUAGAUCUCUGUAGCCUUUCAGGUGGUGCAGGUAGUUUGGAUCCGCGUCCACCAGUCCCAUAGAAAGGAUCUUUGCCAGCAAAUGCACAUCUUCCUCACUCAGAUCAUUCUGUUGAGACGAGUUAUGAAUUAAACGUUUGAUCAC
Messenger RNA from Cyprinodon tularosa, 1306 nucleotides. RefSeq names its product androgen-dependent TFPI-regulating protein. The transcript is spliced from 5 exons. Bases 10 to 762 code for a protein of 250 amino acids. Gene Ontology annotation, cellular component: membrane; endomembrane system. Lineage: Eukaryota; Metazoa; Chordata; Actinopteri; Cyprinodontiformes; Cyprinodontidae. The record is from RefSeq and is a predicted model, not a curated record.